Hibiscus syriacus is the source of this 915-nucleotide messenger RNA. RefSeq lists its product as uncharacterized. The transcript is spliced from 2 exons. Lineage: Eukaryota; Viridiplantae; Streptophyta; Magnoliopsida; Malvales; Malvaceae. The record is from RefSeq and is a predicted model, not a curated record. Bases 47 to 799 code for a protein of 250 amino acids.
UUAGUUAUUUAUUGAUCUCAAUUAUAAGGAGCCUAGACACAAAGACAUGGCAGCCAACAACACCGUUAGCUUGAAGCUUCUGGUCGACUCAACAAGCCAAAGAGUUCUGUUUGCGGAAUCCGGUAAAGAUUUUGUUGAUUUUCUGUUCAACAUCCUAUCGUUGCCGAUCGGCACGGUCACGAGACUUCUCACGAAACACGACAUGGUAGGUGCACUUGGAAACCUGUAUGACAGCCUUGAGAACAUGAAUGAUACCUACAUUCAGCCAUCAGCAAACAAAGACACCCUUUUAAACCCUGUAGUUUCCAACACUACUGCAAAUGUACCUCCUUUGUUGCCAUCGACCGAAUCGUCGAAACCGGUCGGAAUUUAUCGGUGCGGUAACAUUUACAAUUUUACCAACUGCCGUCUCUACGUCACGACCAAUUCUACAUCCAUUUGUCCUUCCUGCAAAAAUGUCAUGAACCAAAAUGCAUCGGUUGUUAAUCCUAAACGGAAGGAUUCAUCCGAUAAGGAGGGAGGUUACGUGAAAGGGGUAAUUACAUACAUGAUCAUGGAUGAUCUUGUUGUACGGCCUAUGUCAGCCAUCUCUUGUAUUACUUUACUCCACAAGUUCAAUGUCAAAGAUGUAGGUGUUCUUGAGGAGAAAACCAUCGAUGUGGGAAUGGAUGAGGGUGUGAAGUUGCUCAAGGCAUCGAUGCAGUCCAAGGCCGUGCUCACCGAUGUGUUCAUUGAGAAGAAAACUGGCGAAAACGGCGAUGUUGGCGAUUCUGCCUGUUCACAUUCGAUUACAAUAUAGGAAAGGCUGGUUGAAUUCCUGGUUGCAAGAUUGUUUCAGGAGUCUCUCAGUCUAGUAUGAAUUACUGGUUCUAUGAUAUGUUAUUUCAUAAUGGUGUGGUUUGAAAAACCUUGUAA